Molecule: messenger RNA, 2205 nt
Organism: Zasmidium cellare ATCC 36951
Lineage: Eukaryota; Fungi; Ascomycota; Dothideomycetes; Mycosphaerellales; Mycosphaerellaceae
Exons: 3
Coding region: 1-2205 (734 amino acids)
Source: RefSeq, a predicted model, not a curated record
AUGGCGUCUGCAAACAAAACCCCAUCCGGCGCCGAACUUGACGAAGGCCUCGACAGUAUAGACAAGACGGAUUCGAAACCGCCUAACACCGCGCGCGCAAACAAGGCUAGCUCUACCGGCCGCGAAGAUUCACUUCAAGUACCAGACAGUGGCAACUCCAACUCAAAUCGAAGACCCAUAGAAACUUCCAUCUGGGACUGGGACACCCCAUUGGAUAGCGUUGGGGAGUCAACAUCCUACUAUUACGAACCCCAGGGGGAACUGCUGCAAGAGCAACGUGAACAACGAUCUACAAGAGGAGAGUUCAACAUACCGACUGUCGUUCCUGGCUCUGGUAUGAACUGGCCCUUUCAAGGAGCAAACGGAUCAAUCGAUAGUCAAGACUUUGCCGUACCUCGACGUCCUACCGGCAACAUACCUGUCAGCCUUCUCGGUGUGAAGAGAAAGUCCGCGUCAGAACAAUCGCCCAACGUUUCCAGUCGUGCUGAUAAACGUAUGUCGCGCACCACCAUGUCCGAUUCUGGUGAGGAUGAGUCCUCGCCGACGGAUACUCAACCUCCCUCGCACAACACUCGUUCACAAAGUGGCCCCAGUGCUAGGGGACGAGGAGCGACCGAGGCUUCGGAAGGCAGACGAGGUCCUCAGAGCAUAGACAUAGAGUCUCUUCGGCCUCCCUUCGGUGGUGCUAUCCCUGGUACGGGACCACGUCGCAUGACGGAUCCUGGCGUUCCUAUGGUCUUGCCUGCUCGUAAAGUGUUUCCAAUCCAGAUUGGUGAUAAGCUGUUUAGGUUGUCUGGAGCGUCGAUAUCAUCUGAUGCCCCUUCGUACUUUUCGCAGUUCUUUGAAGAGCAACUACGGCAGAGUGAAGGCGCAGACAGUGUUCGCACGCUUUACAUCGAUCGAGACCCGGCGACAUUCGAAGACAUAGCACUACACUUACAAGGAUACCACAUCGAGCCCAAGGAUGGACCGCACUUUGUCAAGCUGUUUGCGGAUGCACAGUUCUUUAGCUUACCGCGACUCACCGCACAGCUCUUCUCAUCGACUAUCUACAUCCGAAUAGGGGAUGAAGAGUUCCAAAUACCACGGGACCUCUUCAGCAACCCCGGCGACUCACCCAACUACUUCUCGCUAGGAUUCUCGAUGUUCCUCACCACACCAGGCGACGCAUUCCCGGGACUGUCCCAACGAUCCCUCCUCCGACCGCCCACGAUCCUCCCCCCAAGCGUCCCAAAUCGAUCGGCGAAAACCUUCGCAGACCUCAUGCAUGUCCUCAAGGGCUACCCCGUCGAAAUCCGAAGCGAGCAGCACCGAGCAGAACUCCUCCGCGACGCGCGAUACUUCCACCUCAAAGGCCUCGAGCAGCGCCUGAUCCCGCACUCCAUUUCCUACAACCUCGCGUGGAAACGCUCCGAAAUCUCCCUCCGCCUCGAAGACAUCCGGCAAUCCGGCAUCUCCUUCGUCAGCGACAACACACUAUCCGGCGCCGUCUCCGCCGCGCCCUCCCCCGCCAGCAGCACCACCUCCAGCACGCCCUCGGGCCCCGGCUGGAUCUACUACCAGAGACCAUACGUCGACUCCGAAGCACACAGCCUGAUCCUCGAAAUCACCGGCGAAGAAACGACGCUCCUCGCCGUCGAGCCCCCCAACGCCAUCUCCGCCGCGCGCAUGUGCCGCGCGACCUUCUUCAAACAGACGCUCUCGCGCAUCACGAGCCUCUUCUCCGUCAUCGCGAACAAGAUGAACCUCCCCGUCACGCAGCCCCUCGGCCUCAUGAUGAUGGAGCGCGGCGCGGGCGUCGCCAGCUUACCGGUCAGUCCGCGCAAUACGGGCAUGAGCGAGGAGAAAGUGAAAUGCCGCAUCGGACCCGAUGCAGACGUGCUGGUCGAUGGGAAGGAGUGGUUCGUCAGCGGGAAUGAGGACGGAGAUGACGAGGACGACGGCGGCGGGGGUGGGGGUUCGUCCAUGGAUAUCGAUAAUUUUGCCAGGAGCAAGAGGAGGAAACGGCGCGCGAAUGAUGAUGACGAUGACGAUGGGAGUGAGGAGUGGAUUCUGAGGAAGGCGCAGUGGAGGUUAAGGAUGCAGCCUGUGAGCGGCGGGGUGCAGAGUGGGAAGAGUGGGAUGGAGGUGAUUUUGGGGGCGGUGAAGAUUGAGGCGUUUAGUACGGAGAGGGGGAGGAAUGCUUCGAGGGGGUUUUUGACGUAG